UUCUCAAAAAAAAAAAAAUCUAUAUUCAGAAUUAUUAUUAAUUUAUUUCUGUCCUGCAUUUUUUGUACUGUUAUAAUUCUAUAAUUAUUUAAUUUAUCAGGAAGUGGUAGCAAUUUUAAAUUCCAAAAAAGCUAAGAGAUUUCCACUAACACGCUUUGGUUUUGAAUAUCUGCUUCUGGACCGAAAAGCUCUUCGCUUUUAUCUUUUGAUCUUUUUCUUUUCUUUGUUUGGCGAGAGAGAAAGUGGAAUGCUAAGACUGAAAAAAUCGGAAGAAAAUCAACGAUGGUGGUGAGAAAAGUAGGGAAGUAUGAGAUUGGAAGAACUAUAGGAGAAGGAACCUUCGCUAAGGUUAAGUUCGCCCAAAAUACCGAGACCGGCGAAAGCGUUGCCAUGAAAGUCCUCGAUCGUAGCACCAUUAUUAAACACAAGAUGGUUGAUCAGAUCAAAAGGGAGAUAUCUAUAAUGAAGCUUGUUAGACAUCCUUACGUUGUUCGUUUGCACGAGGUCAUAGCAAGCCGAACUAAGAUUUAUAUAAUCUUGGAGUUCAUUACCGGUGGUGAAUUAUUUGAUAAAAUAGUUCAUAAAGGUCGUCUUAGUGAAGCGGAAGCUAGAAGAUUCUUCCAACAGCUAAUUGAUGGUGUGGAAUAUUGCCAUAGUAAGGGAGUCUACCACAGAGAUUUGAAGCCUGAAAAUCUUUUACUUGACUCCCUGGGAAAUUUAAAGAUUUCAGAUUUUGGCCUUAGCGCGUUGCCGGAACAAGGAGUUAGCCUCCUCCGGACAACAUGUGGAACUCCAAACUAUGUGGCACCAGAGGUCCUAAGUCACAAGGGAUAUGAUGGUGCUGUGGCAGAUGUUUGGUCUUGUGGGGUCAUCCUUUAUGUUUUGAUGGCAGGUUAUCUUCCAUUUGACGAGCUUGAUCUCACCACUCUCUACAGUAAGAUUGAGAGAGCAGACUUUUCUUGCCCUUCUUGGUUUCCUGUGGGCGCAAAAUCCUUGAUUCAUAGAAUUCUAGACCCAAAUCCUCAAACUCGUAUUACAAUUGAGCAAAUCAGGAGCGAUGAGUGGUUUAACAAGGGCUAUGUUCCUGUCAGACUUCUUGAGUAUGAAGAUAUUAACUUGGAUGAAGUAAAUGCUGUUUUUGAUGAUCCAGAGGUUGAUACGGAAGAAAGGGGUAAUGAGCCUUCAGGAAAUGAGGAUAUGGGUCCUUUGAGUCUUAAUGCAUUUGACUUGAUCAUUCUUUCUCAAGGCUUGAACCUUGCAACGCUUUUUGACCGUGGGAAGGACAAUAUGAAGUACCAGACACGAUUUGUUUCACAAAAGCCAGCAAGGGUGGUUCUUUCUAGCAUGGAAGUUGUUGCUCAAUCAAUGGGCUAUAAGACACAUAUUCGUAAUUAUAAGAUGAGAGUUGAAGGUCCUUCAGCUAAUAAGAAUUCUCAUUUGUCAGUUAUCCUCGAAGUUUUCGAGGUCGCUCCCACAUUUUUAAUGGUAGAUAUGGAAAAAGCAGCUGGUGAUGCCGGAGAAUACCUAAAGUUUUACCAGGCAUUUUAUAGCAACCUCGAGGAGAUAAUAUGGAAACCACCAAAUGAAUCAAGCAAAACUAGGAUCACCAAAUCUAGGAGUAAAAGACGUUGACCUGUCAUCCCACAACAUUGCCAGUAUUUCAAUGGCAUAUAUGUUGUAUUACAACCUUGAGGUCAACGGUACGACCAACUUGGCCCAUGAAACUCCUCUCUUUGGCCCAUGAGAAAUAGGAAGCUGUAGUUUUUAUUUAUACCUUUUGGAUGGAUAGUGUUUGUAAAGCUCUCUUGUUUUUGAUUCAUAGCUUGUUUCCUUCAGUAAAUGCCAUCUGUUGUAAAAAUACUAGUCCACGAAGUACACAGAACAUUUUAGGGUUGGCUUUACCUGGAAGUCUCUUGUCUUGGAGUUUGUAUUGUGAUUUGUGUGUAAGAUGUUAUAUAUUUAUAAAAUUUUGACCCGUUAAUAA
Messenger RNA from Gossypium raimondii (Peruvian cotton), 1984 nucleotides. Its product is annotated as CBL-interacting serine/threonine-protein kinase 8. Gene Ontology annotation, molecular function: protein kinase activity; ATP binding. Bases 283 to 1632 code for a protein of 449 amino acids. The transcript has 14 exons. The record is from RefSeq and is a predicted model, not a curated record. NCBI's taxonomy places the organism in Eukaryota, Viridiplantae, Streptophyta, Magnoliopsida, Malvales, Malvaceae. Gene Ontology annotation, biological process: signal transduction; protein phosphorylation.